Messenger RNA from Ascoidea rubescens DSM 1968, 1443 nucleotides. Its product is annotated as pyridoxal kinase. Gene Ontology annotation, cellular component: cytosol. Bases 144 to 1265 code for a protein of 373 amino acids. Gene Ontology annotation, biological process: pyridoxal 5'-phosphate salvage. The transcript has a single exon. The record is from RefSeq and is a predicted model, not a curated record. Lineage: Eukaryota; Fungi; Ascomycota; Saccharomycetes; Ascoideales; Ascoideaceae. Gene Ontology annotation, molecular function: pyridoxal kinase activity.
UAUUAUCAGUUUUCUUCACAUUGAUUGAAUUCUAUCAAACAAAAAACACAUAUAAGGACUCAAAUUUAAUGCCACAUUUUGAUUAAUGAUGCAAUAAUAGUAAGAUAGUGCUUUUUUAGUCUUGAUUCAUACUUUCUCAUCAAAUGUCAGAAUAUUUCAAUACUUCGGAUUCUUCCAAUUUUACAAAUAGUCUUGAUCAAAAAGGUUCAAAAGACCAGGUUGAUUUAGAUGAUUUUUUAUAUAAACCAAUUCCAAAGAUUUUAUCAAUUCAAUCCCACGUUACUCAUGGGUAUGUUGGAAAUAGAGCUGCGUGUUUCCCUUUACAAAUCAACGGAUGGGAUGUUGAUAUAUUUAAUACUGUAAACUAUUCAAAUCAUACAGGCUAUGGGUUAGUCAAGGGUUCAAUAACUGAAAAGGUUGAUUUGGAAAAUAUAUUUCAAAAUUUAUUAGAUCUAGAUUUGGUUAAUUAUAAUGGUAUAUUAACUGGCUAUAUACCAAACGAUAAAUCUUUAUCUCUAAUAAGUCAAUUUUCGCAAAAGAUUAAAGAUUUGAAUAGGGAGAAAAAAAAGGAUCUUUUAUGGUUACUAGAUCCUGUAAUGGGUGAUGAAGGAAUUUUAUAUGUUGAUGAAAGUGUUGUCCCAAUUUAUAGAGAUAUUAUAUUGGUAAAUGAUAUUGACAUUAUAACACCAAAUCAGUUUGAAGCUGAGUUAUUAUUAGAUUAUUCAAUAAGUUCAUUUGAUGAUCUAAAAAAAGCCUUUAGUGAUUUUCACAAUAACUUUAAUCUAAAAUACGUGAUAAUAACUUCAAUCAAGUUGAAUGAUAAACUAUAUUGUGCAUGUUCAUCAUUGCAAAAUGGUGAUGGUGAUGGUAAUAAUAAUGAUAAUGAUAAUGAUAAUGAUAAUAAUAAUGAUAAUGAUAAUGAUAAUGGCAAAGAAAAGUCCGUUGUUUUAUUUGAGAUCAAGACUAUAAAUUCUUAUUUCACUGGUGUUGGUGAUUUAUUCAGUGCCUUGGUUAUUGAUAAAAUUUAUAAUCAAAAGGAUAAUUUGAUUGGUUGCGUCAAUGAAGUUUUGACUAUCAUGUACAAAGUCUUAAAUUUGACUGCAAUAUUAUCUAAAAAGGAUAUUGAAUUACAUAAUGAUAACAAUUCUAUAGAUGGUGGUAAAAUUGGCGAUUCAGAUUCCAUGAAAUAUUAUGAAUUACGAAUCAUUGAAUCAAGAAGCUUUUAUACCCAAUCGGAGAAGAUGUAUAAAGCAAUUUAUAUAUAAUUUAUAUGUAAUCUACUAAAUUACUAAAUUACUAGAUAAAAUAGAUAAAAUAGAUAAAAUAGAUAAGAUAGAUAAGAUAGAUAAAAUGAAAUAUUAUAUUGAUUUAGACCCGGUUAGGAAAAGGAAUGAGAUGAAUUAGUUCAAUAAAAUAAAUACACAAAACACAAAAAAUUAUUAA